CCCAACCCCCCCAAGACAAUCUAUUCAAUGUACAACUCAGCAAACCUCGAAAACUUGGUCACCAAGAAAUAACAGAGUCUGAUCCCCACAAACAGGUCUUUGCUCUCUUCAAAAAUCCCUGAGCUGCACUCCAAAAAUCCUGCUUCACUCAAUCUUCUCUCACCUCUCAACACUCUCCAAUUCUCAAACUUUCUCUCAUUUCUAUUUUCCUGCUCAGAAACAAAAAGGAAGAAAACCCUUCUUUUUUUUUUUUGGCCUUGCAAGAAGCAGAGGGAUUCAACAGCUCCUUUAUAUUCCUCUGUUUUCUCUCUGUUUUGCUCUUGUUGAGUUCCUCUGUUUUCUCUCUGUUUGCAACCCGAAUCUAUACCUUCAUACCCACUUGAACGAAAUGGAAUUCAAUGCUUCCAGCAACACCAAGAAGCAAAAGCAAACCCUCCCUCCAAGGAGAGGCCAAGUUAAGAUCAGAAUCUUCAAGAGUUUCCUCAAAUCAGUUUCUUCAAUCGCAUCGAUGGCCAAGGCAAUGCCCAGGAAGAGGGAAGAAAGUGGUCCAGACGUCAGCUCAAACUCCACUCCGGCUGCUCCAACCCCAACUAGCUACAAUUCAGAUUGAUCAUUAAAUUGAAUUGCUGAUAAUAACUCCCAUAUCUUUUGUACAGGGUCUAAUGUAAUUACUGGUGGCCUUAUAAUUUUGCCUUCUUUUCCCUUUUUCUUUUUGUUCUUUCUUAUGCAAAAGAUUGUAGAUUUGAUAUACAGACCCUGUAUCAUUUUUGAUAUAUGUAGCAUACUAGAUAACCGAUUUUGUCCAAUAAAAUU
Messenger RNA from Theobroma cacao (cacao), 813 nucleotides. The record is from RefSeq and is a predicted model, not a curated record. Lineage: Eukaryota; Viridiplantae; Streptophyta; Magnoliopsida; Malvales; Malvaceae.